CGAAUGUAGUUAUAUACAAAUAGCACGAUUGGAGGGUAGAACCGAAAUUUACGCUCUUGCAAAAAAAGGUGAAUAGCUGUCUACAUGAAGUAUAAUACUGUUAACUGUACGAAAUUUUUUUGGUUAUAUUGAGCAACCUUGUAAACCCAACUGAUGAGCGAGGAAAAUGAAUAUGUUUUCAGUUGUUGUUUGGAAUUGGUGACAAACUGUAAAGCAAAGAAAUGAGGGAUGCGUCAUUGUGACAGCGUUUGAAGGAAAGAGUUUACUUUCUACAAAGUAUUUAGUAUUUUUUAUAAUAUUAACAAAAAUAUAUGUAAACUGUUUUGCUGUUGACAUUUCAUGGAACACAACUGUAUUACUUGAACUAUUAACGACGUCCGAAAUAUUGAAUUUUUGAUAGGAAAUUAAUUUAUUCAAAAAAAAAAAACUAGUUCGAUUUCGAGAAUCCCAACAAUGCAAAAAGAAGAAAAAAAACGUUCCGACCCGAUUAUCGCCAUUCUGGGUAGCGAUCUGGGACUUUGGCAGUUAAUCGUCUGCUUAUGGAUAUUCUUGUCUAAAUUUCCCACCGGUUGGGUGCAAAUCUCCAUGGUCUUCUUGCAGACGCCCGUUAAAGCCUCGUGCAAAGGUGGCAGCGGCACGAAUGCCACCGACGUCUGUGAAGCUAAUUGCGAUGGUUACGAAUAUGAUCGUAGCAUUUUUAAGCAGAACAUUAUAAUGGAAUGGGAUUUGAUAUGCGAUCGCCAGUGGCUGGAACAGAUGUCGCAAUCUUUAGUUAUGGUCGGCAUUAUGUUGGGCAAUAUGAUUAUGGGCAUUCUGGCUGAUAAAUGGGGACGUCGCCCCAUGUUUGUGGGCUCAUGUGUUCUUCAACUUGUGUCAGGUUGUUUGGUGUCGGCAUCACCAUGGCUUUGGUUUUAUAUACUAAUGCGGUUCUUGGAUGGCUACGCAACUGGUGGCACAAUGGUCACAGGGUUCACAAUCAUCAUGGAAAUCGUGGGCCCAAGUAAACGUGAAAUAAUGGCCAUACUCUAUCAGAUACCAUUCAAUGUAGGUCAUGCCACACUACCGCUAUUCGCUUACUUUUUACGAGAAUGGCGUUGGUUUCAUUUAUCAUUUUCAUCAUUCUCAGUUGUUUAUCUAGUUUUCUUUUUUACCGUACCAGAAUCUCCCCGUUGGCUUGUUAUAACCGGUCGCAAUGAGCGGGCCGUCAAAUUGCUUGAGAAAGCAGCGAAACGCAAUAAAAUGCCAACCGAUAAGGUGGCACAAGAUAUAGAGGAGGCACAGCGAGUUUUAACAGCAUCUGCAACUACAAACAAAGGUUAUAUCGGUGAUCUAUUCAAACAUGCUUAUCUGUGCCAGAAGACACUUGCUAUGGCUUUCAAUUGGUUGGUUGUUUGUUUCGUCUACUAUGGCUUAUCCCAGUAUAUGACCUCACUGUCUGGAAAUAUAUUCCUCAAUAUUGCUGUGAGCGCACUUUUGGGUGUACCGGGAACCUGUUUGUGUGUACCGGCCACUAAAUAUAUGGGUCGCCGCCUUACAUUGUUCUUAUCAAAUCUGCUCAGUGGCCUGUCACUUACGCUCUUAGCAUUUGUUCCCAGCUUCGGCGGUCCCGUUAAGGUGAUAUUGGCAUCCAUUGGUUUGUUUGGUGCUUCGAUCACAUUUCCGAACGUAUAUUUAUAUGCCGGUGAACUAUUUCCAACUGUCGUGCGUCCUUCAGGGGUAGGCUUAUGCUCUUUUGUUGGUCGCAUUGGUUCGAUUGUUGCGCCGUGGGUUGAAGGUUUAAAAAAAUAUUAUAUAUCUAUACCUCCGGGGAUUUUUGGCCUUUUCGCUUUUUUAGCUGCUAUCUCGGUUUUUCUUAUGCCCGAAACGAAAGGUUAUCCAUUGCCGGAAACAAUUGAAGAUGGUAACACUUUUGGAAGAAAUGUGCCGAAACCGCAAAAUCAAUAGUUAAAUAUAACGAUUUAUAUAAAAUUUCAUGUGACAUUUAACGGAUUUAUUUAAUAAAAAUAUAUUUAGCUAUUUUAAAA
Bactrocera oleae (olive fruit fly) is the source of this 2024-nucleotide messenger RNA. RefSeq names its product organic cation transporter protein. Gene Ontology annotation, cellular component: membrane. The record is from RefSeq and is a predicted model, not a curated record. Lineage: Eukaryota; Metazoa; Arthropoda; Insecta; Diptera; Tephritidae. Gene Ontology annotation, biological process: transmembrane transport. Gene Ontology annotation, molecular function: transmembrane transporter activity.